CUCGCGACCCCCCCAGGGGGUCCCGGAUUCCUGGUUGAGAAUCACUGCUAUAACUGACCGGGAGAGGGGCGGGGACUGAACAGGGAAGGGCCCAACCAGCGAAGGCCAGGAGCUGGGGUUUGACAUGGGGGAGGAGAGAGAACCAGGGGAGUGACACAACAGGGUGAUGUGGUUGGAGCAGAGAGCCGGGAAGCUCAUCCCAGGAGGAGGGUUUGAACAAGCCUGAGGGGGAGAUGAUCAGGCCUGGGCCCCACAAAUCAGAACAUCUGGUUUCUUUUUUAAGUUAAUUUUUAAAGCGGUGUGUGGUGGGGAUUGUUUGUGUUUCCCUACCUGGGUGUGUGUUGGAGUCGAACCCUCUCCGUGGAAUCGACUCUUAAAUUAACCUCUGGGCAGUUUAUUCCACAAUUUUCCCUUAAGGGUGUUUUCACAUUCCUGUAAAUCACCGGCUACUGGUCCCUCUUCGAGACACACCACAAGUCUUCUGCAGAUGUGCCAUUGAUCUGAUCCAGUGUGGCAAUUCCAACGGUCCUAAGUUAAAUUCUGGGUCUUUAUCCAAAUGAAACCUACUGAGGUUCACCCGUCACCAAGGCCCAAACUCAGCCCUGGUCUAAGUGGAUGCAGCUCCCAUGGAAGUCAAUGGGAGCAGGUCCAGACUGCACAAGAAGGUGCAGGAGCAGGGAUCUUAGACCUGGAGACUAAUUUUUCCUUUUUCCCCCUCAUUUCUGUCAGUUUGUCAAUAAUGAAGGACAUUGAUGAAAUACUGACGGAGUCGUUAUUGCCAGCAAGAGACAGAGUGAAGAGACACAUAGAUGAGCUUCGGGAAAUUGCAGAUGCUAUUGACAAGAUCCACAAAGGAGCAAGAAUAGCAAACGUUACUGGAGGGGCAGUGGGAAUUGCUGGGGGGAUAACAACCAUCGUAGGCCUCUGUCUCAUUCCUGUUACAUUUGGAGCAUCCCUGAUAGUCUCUCUUACAGGGCUUGCUGUUUCUACCGCAGGGGGACUGACCAGUGCAGCCGCAACUACCACAGAUAAAGUGGCAAGUAAAGUCAAGAGGGAGACAGUAGAGAAGCUCCUUCAGGAGUGUCAGACUGAGCUGGAACAUAUCAAAGACUAUGCAGAAAGAAUAGCUGAAAAAAUCCAAAACUUGAAAGAUAAUGAAAAGAAAGGUUUUGUGUUGGCAAUUCCACAGAUAGGUUCAGGGGCAGGACGAGCUGUUCUUAACACCAUGAAAAUGGUCAAAGCUGGUCAGCUCCUGGCUAAUGUUGGUAGAAUUGCAAACUUUGCAGGAGCUGCGACCCACGUUCUAACAGGUGUCACCCCGGGGUUAGAUACUUUCUUUACAGCAAAAGAUUCUAUGGAACUCCACAAAGGUGCAAAAACGGAGCUGGCAGCUAAAAUCCGAGAAGCCGUCAAUGAAAUGGAGCAAAUGAUUGACCAUUUCAACGAAAUGGUCAAGGCCCUAACU
Chrysemys picta bellii (western painted turtle) is the source of this 1465-nucleotide messenger RNA. The record is from RefSeq and is a predicted model, not a curated record. NCBI's taxonomy places the organism in Eukaryota, Metazoa, Chordata, Testudines, Emydidae.